AUGCAAGUCAAAUCUCAACCCUUAUGCGGGUCGUCGGCGCAUCUUCCCCUCUUGGAAGGCACUCCGGCCGAGAGCCCAUUCCAGCACCAAGGUGUCCUUCAAAAGCAUCGCGCUGAGCAAUCUUCCAAAAGUCACAACGUCACGGCUCCACUACAACUGCAACGAGGCAGUCUGAGUCCGUCCGAGAACGCUUACGCGCAGCAGUGCGUCACUACAGGAACCUACUACACUGGCAAUGUACACGCACAACACAUUGGGCUUGCGGGCUUUGUAGUCGAAAGGUCGGAGAAGCAGAUCAGAUGUGAACUUGGUCGACUGUACGAAUUACUUCAACGAUCGGAAAAAUACCAGGCCUAUCGAGAGAAACAGCCCGCUCUUACACCGGCCGAAGUCAUUGCAAGAGAUGCAGCGGAGAGGAAGGAGCAGGAAAGGAGAAAAGCGGAGGGUCUUCAGCAAGAGAAGGACAAGACAGUCUGGCCCGAUUUCAUAGAGCAUGCCUUCUGGACAGCACUCGUAAGAUGGCCACCAAUGGGUCGAAAGAAAUACAUGCUCGAGGGCACACAGCGAGGUCGAAACGAGCUGAUCCAAGAUUCCAUCUACAGGGAUACAGGUAUCAGACGCGACCGUAAACAGAUUUCUAGCCACCUCCAGGUGCUCAAGCAAAAACUCAGGGCUGUUCCUGCUGUCCUUCUCUAUAUGGCCACACCAGAGGACAUAACGAAGCGCCGAUGCGCGAGCACACCCAUUCUUACAUGUCAUUCGUCACAUAUGCGUGGCCGCCAACAUGCGCAGCGCACUGAUUCUGUUACCAAAUAUGAGUACAACAUGGCCUCACCGCACGUGUGGCCGCAUCUCGUCGACCCACAACAGGACCUCGCCUUGGGUUCCGGCCCUGAAAAUCGCUCGCUGUCAUCGCUCUUCACACUCACAGACCUUAGCCUGAUCGUUCACGGUGAUGACCAGCUCGUGCACUGUUCGAUUGAAGCGCACUCGAACGGCAAGCUUGAUGAAUGGAAUAUCGCAGAUCUUGCCUCCUGGCAUCACCAAUACCCUGAAUUUGACUUCCUGCGAUCCGAGACGGAUGACUGGAUGAGAAACGGUCGCAACGUUUUGGUCUGCACCGUACCCAUCAAGCUGAUGACAGAAGUACGGCUAGAGGCUGAUCUUACCAUCGCAUUCACUCUCUACUCGCAUCUUGAUCUUUCCAGAUACGAAUAUAUGGAAUGCAUGACGCGAUUCUACAACGACGGACAAGGUUUUGUCGAUUCGGAACUUGACAGCAUGACUCAUGAUGGAAAAGAACAUCGCACGUCAUGUGAGUACCGGCCGGGUUCUUAUAGAUCCAAAGGCGCUUUGCGUGUCAAGCUUGACGCUGCCUUUUGGUUGACAUGGAUGAAACGAUGUGGUAACAUGAGCUACAGAGAUUUCAGAAGUGUCCAAGACCCAAGCCUCACAGCAGUACAGGAUAUAUACGGUAUCAUACCUGGCACCAACGAGGCUCAAUGUCUCUGCACUGUCCUUUGGAGAUUUCAGCGGACGAGGAACUCAGCGGAAGCUGACAGCAUGAAGUGGCGUCCUUUCAAUUUCGUUAAGAAUCGGUCAGCUGCAGAAACGAGACGGGGCGAUGAGGCGGAAGACUACCACAAAGAUCUGGGUGAUGUGGAGGUUGAGCAUGGGCAAGUCACGGAUGUACCGACAUCCAGUCCUGCGAACGUCAUGACAUAUUACCAAACUCCACAGCUACCAGCGGACUUGGUACAAACACAUACCUCGAAUCACUCACAUGAGAUUGAGUCUCAUCAUGAACGUCAUCCACCGCCACUUUCUAUCGAUAUACUUGGAUCCAUGCAAUCAGACUUAGACCAUAUAGAGGGCUCUGCGGCUACCACUACAAUAGGCUUCUCACAACAAAGUUUCGCACUGCCACGCAAUCAAGCUACGUUGUCGUCGAGCGCGCACGACAGCGACUUCAACUUCAGCGAUGGUCACAUGACUAUCAACGAUGUCUUUGAGCCUGCUACAAAUAUAGCGGCUUAUGGAAGCUUUUUAAGCCAGGGCGCUGGACUCGAAGGUUUGCAUUCACUUGCUGGCUUGGAACACGACGAGUUUGCGGCCAUGGGACUUGCUAUAGGCGAACAUGGCCACUCCACACCCCAAGCUUUGCAACAGCAAUCGCUCGCUCCAUCUCUGUUCAUCUUUGCCAUGUACACACCAGGAGAGGAUCUAAAGAGACACUUGAUCGUGCCUCCUUCAUCUUCUCCGCUGUCAUCAAAUCUGACUGCCAGCAACUCAACAAGUUCAUUCUCCGAUCCCUUUGACAUUGAUACUGUACACGAUCAACAAGGCUCCUACGAUAAGGCUAAGAAGCGCAAGAUGAAGGCCGAUACACCAAUUCAAAUGCCCGCGUUCGGGUCGACACACGUAGAUGAAAUCAAGAGUAAUAGUACUCCGCUUGAUGGCGUUUUCAGGAUCGAAGACUUCAUUAAUCAGCACAAAGAUGCACACCAAUCUCAGCUGCUCGUCCGCGAAGCAAAAAGUGCGGCUUCUGCUGGUCCUCCAUCGAAGAAGACUAAGAGCAAUGAGAACGUCGCUUCUCUAAAGCCCGUGGCAGUUGGUGCCCGUUCAUCCAAGCAUACCAUCCUUCUUCACGAAAAGUAUCAGGCGCUCGGCAUUCCGCAACCGCUGUUCACGUAUGGAGGGAGCGGUGAGACUGGAUGGACUGUCUCUGUGAGCUUUCCUGGUCUAGAUAAUGCCGAUGAGCUACAAGGCCUGAGCGCAGAUAAGAAAUUCAACAGGAAACAGGAGGCUAAAGAAGCCAUGAGCCAGAAGGCAUUAAUAGUGCUUGAGGGGUUAGAGAAAGAGGGGAGGAUCCAGAAGGCGGAGAAGAGUAAGAAGAAGAAUGCUGGUAUUCAGGCUGUGCAGCAAGUCAAGGAGAAGGAGCCUGGUGAGAACUAUGUUGGUCAGAUUCUCGAAUUCCAGCGCGCCACCAACUCACCCCAGCCAACCUAUACUGACUACCAAUCCGGCCAGCGCUUUGCCUGCAUCCUCACCAUUGAAGGCUUGGACAGGGAAUUCGGUUCUAUCAACAACCUCUUUUCUUCCAAGAAAGCUGCGCGUCGGGACGCCGCCCGUCAUGCCGUGGAGUACUUCAAGUCCAUUGGCACAUGGCCUGAGGACGUGACUCUCGUGGGCGGUAUCAAGAAGAAAAAAGCCCAACCGAGUAUUCCCGAAAUGGUAUCAAUAUCAGAACCAGACCUUGUUCCUUCUCUAGCAUCUACAUCAACAGCCUCUCCCGGUACUAAGAGCUAUGCUCAACAAGUUGCCAGUCUAGCAGUCAUACUCGCUCUCCCGACACCAGAAUGGCAAUACACUUCUCAUCCCGAAGAUCCCAACUUCCAUACUGUGACAUGCUUCUUCCGCGGCGCAGGCCCCCACGAAGGACCCAUCGGCGAAGUUCGCAACAUAUAUGGCAAGAAGAAAGCCAAGGAAGAGUGUGCUAGACUCACACUGGAGUACCUGAAGGACGUCAGGGAGAAGCGUGUUGCUUACGGUGCGGAGAUGAUGAAAGGCAUCGCUGGCGCUGAGGGUGUGCUUGCUGCUGCGGCUGGCAAGCCGGUGGAGGGAGAGGGGAAGAAUGCAAAAGAGGACGCGGUGGCUAGGAGGGGAUUCAAGAAUGAGAUGGAGGAGAGCAGUGAGGAAGAUGAGGUAUUUGCUGAUGCACUAGAGGCUUAG
Alternaria burnsii is the source of this 3732-nucleotide messenger RNA. RefSeq lists its product as uncharacterized. Bases 1 to 3732 code for a protein of 1243 amino acids. The transcript has 5 exons. NCBI's taxonomy places the organism in Eukaryota, Fungi, Ascomycota, Dothideomycetes, Pleosporales, Pleosporaceae. Gene Ontology annotation, cellular component: transcription regulator complex. Gene Ontology annotation, molecular function: RNA polymerase II cis-regulatory region sequence-specific DNA binding; DNA-binding transcription factor activity, RNA polymerase II-specific. Gene Ontology annotation, biological process: regulation of transcription by RNA polymerase II. The record is from RefSeq and is a predicted model, not a curated record.